Molecule: messenger RNA, 955 nt
Organism: Drosophila ficusphila
Lineage: Eukaryota; Metazoa; Arthropoda; Insecta; Diptera; Drosophilidae
Product: heat shock protein 22
Exons: 1
Coding region: 280-804 (174 amino acids)
Biological process (GO): response to heat; protein refolding
Molecular function (GO): protein folding chaperone
Source: RefSeq, a predicted model, not a curated record
AGUUCAAAAAAAUCAAAUCAACAGUUGACAACUCGCUAAAAAUUAAAUUAAACUAAAAUUUCACCAGCUAAAUAGAAAAUUACAAGCUCAAAAUAAAUAACUCAAAAAAAAAGACUAUUAAAAAAGAUAAUUCAAAAGAAAAAGAAAACAUUGCAUCAGCUAAUAACAAAAUUAUAAAAUCUAAAAUUUCAUUAGAAAAACAACACAACACAAAACUAAAUAUUUAGUUCAGUUAAAUCAAAUAUUAAAUUGAACAGAAAUAGGCAAAUAUAAACCAUAAUGCGUUCCCUACCGAUGUUUUGGCGCAUGGCCGAGGAGAUGACCCGAAUGCCACGCAUCUCCUCGCCGUUCCACGCCUUCUUCCAUGAGCCUCCAAUUUGGAGUGUGGCUCUUCCCAGGAACUGGCAGCAGAUCGCCCGUUGGCAGGAGCAGGAGUUCGCCCCACCGGCCACCAUUAACAAGGAUGGCUACAAACUCACCCUGGACGUCAAGGACUACAGCGAGCUGAAGGUCAAGGUGCUGGACGAAAGCGUUGUCCUGGUGGAGGGUAAAUCGGAGCAGGAGGACGGCGACCAAGGAAGCUACAGCUCCAGGCACUUUCUCCGACGGUUCGUCCUUCCAGAAGGAUACGAGGCUGACAAGGUCAAAUCGAGCCUGAGCAGCGAUGGUGUUCUGACCAUUAGCGUUCCCAAUCCACCGACGGUUCAGGAAUCUCUUAAAGAGCGAGUGGUGCCCAUCGAGCAAACUGGCGAGCCAGCCAAGAAAUCCCAAGAGGAGCCCAAAAACGAGAAAACCGAGCAGUGAAAUAACGAGCUCCGACUGAAAAAAUCAGAUGCUAGUGACCAUUAGUUAUUCCUCCCAAUCUAAAUUUAAUUAGUUUAGUGACUAAAUUUGGAAACCAAACAAUUGUUUAAGUAGUAAAAGAUAAUAAAUUUGAAAAGGUUAUUAAACAAAA